AUGCGACCCAACAGGGUUGGGCGAAGGAAGGAGCUGGAGUUCGCCGUGGCCCUCCGUCAAAAGGAGCUGGAGGACCUGCGACAGCGCAAGGCAGAGCUGGAGCAGGGGCUGUGCCUGACGCCCGACGCGCUGGCGACGGACGGCCUCUACGCCGUCUUUCCCGUCCUUGAGUACUGCGGGGCCAAGCCGCGGAAGGACGUGCGUUCCAUCCCCAUCGAACACGUCGGGAGCGUGCUGACGCAGUUUGAGGUGGCGUCCAAGGCCCUUUCGGACCGCAACCAGGCACUGAGGCAUGAGGUGAGGGAGCUCAACCGCCGCAUCAAGGCGGAGGGAAAGAGCUGCGCCAAGGUGCGGGAAAACACCACGCAGCUCGAGCACACCACCGGUGUGACGGCAAAGCCUGGGAACCACGCAAACGGAAGCAAGCCACUCGUGCUGCAAAACGACACGGAGGUGACGCUGCAAGAAUUGGAGUCGAGAAAGGCACUCAUUGCAAAGGAAAUCAGGACAGGGGAACUUCUCGUCAAGAAAAAGGAACUGUCCUUGGUUGAGAUGGCAAGUAUCUCACAACAGCGUCAGGCGGUACUGGAUGAAAUUGAUGCCUUGAAUAAUGACAUCCGCGUUACCGAUCGGGAUUUAAAGUGUGAGAAGGAGACACUGCAGGCCCUGAUCGCAGAGCACGACGACGUUGACGCCAGAUUGCAGAAGGCCCUGGCCGCCCGGGAGUCCACCCUUCUCCUUACGUCUCAAGAGGGCGUUGCGGAACUAAAGAGUGAGAUUCAUGGCACGGUGGCGGAUACUCGCCAGCGACAAGAACGUGUCAUCAAGACGCAGAACUACCGCAUUGAGCAGCUGGAGCAUCGUCUGGAAUGCAUUGAAACGGCCCUCAAGAACAAUCACUUCACACGUGCUGUGGAUGCGGCACUGUCAAGGAGCUGGGCGUCUAAAGGUGAAUUGAUGACGCUUGCUAACGAGGAGGAUAUGUACGAUGCCGACAAAAUCAAUCCCACGCAGGAACGGUGCCAUCCAGCCAUCUACAAUCUUUUCGCCACCGAGAGGGAUAGGCUGUCGAGGUACAUCAGCUUGCUUGAACUGGUUGGAGGUGAGAAGGAGGCUGUCAUUGUCGCGCUUAGAUGUAAGGCCCAGGCAUUGUCCGAGGAGUGCCAGGACGCCAUUGAGGAAUUGGAUCAGGUUACUUCAGAUGCUGCAUACGAGGAGGAAAACCAACGCAUUAAAGCGAUAGAGUAUGUGGAGGAGCAGCGUAUGCGCUACGCUGAUUUGUUCCUUGAAAAAAGCAAACUGAAGUCGCUCACGCUUGCCACGCCGCGGGGGCAGAGGAGAGCCAUCAAGUAG
Molecule: messenger RNA, 1353 nt
Organism: Trypanosoma conorhini
Lineage: Eukaryota; Euglenozoa; Kinetoplastea; Trypanosomatida; Trypanosomatidae
Exons: 1
Coding region: 1-1353 (450 amino acids)
Source: RefSeq, a predicted model, not a curated record